This is a messenger RNA of Culex quinquefasciatus (southern house mosquito), 1172 nucleotides long. Its product is annotated as zinc finger protein 652. Gene Ontology annotation, biological process: regulation of transcription by RNA polymerase II. The record is from RefSeq and is a predicted model, not a curated record. Bases 1 to 933 code for a protein of 310 amino acids. Gene Ontology annotation, molecular function: RNA polymerase II cis-regulatory region sequence-specific DNA binding; DNA-binding transcription factor activity. NCBI's taxonomy places the organism in Eukaryota, Metazoa, Arthropoda, Insecta, Diptera, Culicidae. The transcript is spliced from 3 exons.
AUGGAAGCGCCCAGCUGGAGCAGCAAUUGGAACUGUAAGGAUAGCUGCUGGGCUGGUGAAACCCGCGGAGACAACUACGUACUGUCGGCUGUGCCUGGCCAGGAGAACCUGGUGGAGCUGGUGUCCGCUGGAAGUGGCAUUAGCCCUGGAGGACGGCUGGAUCAGCUCAUCGAGCUGAUCUUUGAGUGCACCAACGUUAGGCUUUCGCCCGAUGCCGAACCGGGCUGUGCCAUCUGCCGGGGCUGCCAGGGUGCGCUGGCCGAGUUCCAGCGCUUCCGAUCCCAAGCCAAACGGGUCGACGAGCUGAUCAAGUCGAAGGCCGGCUCACGAGGAUCCCCAGCAACAACCCUUCCAACAAGUGCGCUGGACGCCGCCGUUACAGCCGGAACAACUGAUAAGACUGAAGAGAGUGAGGAGGUGAAACAGCAAUUACAAGACCAAAAACUAGCAGACCAACCCGUCGAUAAGAGUAAGGAGGUGGUCAACGUGGACCGGAAGCGAGCUCCGGUGGAGUUCCUCGCCGUAGCUACGACCAAGCGACCGCGGCUGGUUCCGACGGCCGUCCUGAUCGCAACGAGCACCGGCGGCAAGCACAAGUGUCGCUACUGCCCAAAGUCGUUCAAAACGCCGACCGGCUUGACGGAGCAUACCCGGGCCAACCACAACCGCCAGCAUCAGUGCUCGAACUGUCUGGAACAGUUCCAGCACGCUCCGUCGCUGGCGCGCCACAUCCGCAACCGGACCUGCUACACGUUCACCAAGUAUCGCUGCCGGGUUUGUACCGAGAGCUUCCUCGAGCAGGCCCACUGGGCGGAACACAUCAAGCUUCACGCCGAGGACUUCCCGUACCAAUGCCAGGAGUGCCUGUCGCAGUUCAAGCACAAGGCCACCCUGCGCCGUCACGUCAACACGGUCCACCUGCUGCAGUAUUAGAAACUAAGUCGAUUGAUCGGUCGAUCGAGCACAAAAACACGGAUUGCAAUUUUAACCUUUUAAUUUAACUUAUUUGAUGUGAUCGUGCAAGAGAUAGAUGAUUUUAUGUUUAUGGUAACCUUAAUAUACCCCAACCGCCCCUUAAAUGAUCCGUUCUAAAUUAAUGUAGUGAAAUAAAUUUUACACAAAUUAAAACAUUACCAAAAGUCGAAGUGUGAUGGUUUGUGAUAAGGAAAAAA